CUUAACUUGACCAAUUCUACCUGCUAACAGCAAAUAUACGAAACAGCAUCAAGUGGACGCAAUAGGAGCAAUAUUACCAACCGAUCGUUACGUAUCAAUAAUUUAUAUUCACAUAAACAGCUGUCACAUGACCCUCUCAGUUUGUGUUAGACCACAGAGAGCUCACUGACAGUAACAGAGCAGCAUGGCGAUGAGCGUCGCUGUGUGUCUGUACCUGUGAUCAUGGCUGCCGGCCUGUGGCGAUUCGUCCUGUUCAACCCUGUGGCCAAGUUUAACAAACACACCGGUUUAACACAGGUGAGGAGGUUCGGUCUUCUUCCUCCUCCUCCUCCUCCUCCUCUUCCUCUUCAGUGGAAAACACCUGGCAGCUUGUUACGAGCUGGAAACACACAGACAACUAGCAACACACGUUCUGUGGCGAGGAAAGCAGAGAUGAUCAGUGCUUCUGGUUCCAGGAGUCUGAGUUCAACCUCGAUUCCAGAUGCAAAAUCCAAAGUGAAGAGAGUUUCUAUUGAAGGCAACAUAGCUGUUGGAAAGUCAACUUUUGCCAGACUCCUGCAGUCAGCUGGUCCGGACUGGGAGGUGAUGGCAGAACCCGUCAGCAAGUGGCAGAACAUAGAGAGCGGGACGUCAAAGGGCGCAGACUCGUCCCCCCAGACGACAGUCAGCAACUUGCUGCAGAUGAUGUACCAGGACCCCCAGCGCUGGUCCUACACAUUUCAGACAUAUUCGUGUAUGAGCCGACUGAGGACCCAGCUGCAGCCUCCUCCAGCUCGCCUGCUCAGCUCGGAGGGAACGCCUGUCCAGGUGUACGAGCGCUCAGUCUACAGCGACAGAUACAUCUUUGCCUUGAACAUGUUUGAGUUGGAUUGCAUCAACUCCACAGAAUGGGCCGUUUACCAGGACUGGCACUCCCUGCUGGUGGAGCAGUUUGGACACCAGGUGGAGCUGGAGGGCAUCAUCUACCUCACGGCUCCACCAGAGAAAUGUAUGGAGCGUCUGGCGAGUCGGGGAAGGUCCGAGGAGGAGGGAGUGAAGCUGGACUACCUGGAGAAGCUCCAUGUCCAACAUGAGCGGUGGCUGGUUGAGAAAAGUACUGAAAUACACUUUGAGAAGUUAAAACAGAUACCUGUGUUACGACUCGAUGCCAAUGUGGAGUUUCAGACGGACCCUGAGGUGCAGGAGCAGCUUAUUACAAAGGUGAAGAACUUCUUCAGCUCGUUGUGAGGGAACACUCUCAAGACAACAUCAACAGACCAGCCGUCAGUCAUUUAGUUAGGUGACACAUAAACGCAUACGAGCCAAUCGGAGUGAAGCAAUUUUAUAAUAUUAUGUAAUAAUACUAUUAUAAAACAGACCAUAUAAACCUCCAUCUCUACAUGACACAUGAAACUUUUGUCUGUAUAUGAAUGUCUGUUGUAGAGCCUUUUACUGUUACAUUUUUCAGCUCUUUAUUGUUUAUUUUGUUUGCUUGUUUGUUAGUUAGAGUCUCGAGAACCGUUUUUCUCCUUGACACAAUAAUUCACAUAUUCCUGUGAUUGAAACACAGAUCGGUCAAUUUGUUUUCGAGCCAGUGUAAAUUAUAAACUAAAUCUGUGUGAUCACCACUGGGACCAUAUGGAAAUGCAGUUUACUGAACAUCACAGAUUCUUUUAGCUUGUUACUGUUUUAUUCAUUCCUGACUAACUGGAACUAGUCAACGAGACA
Limanda limanda (common dab) is the source of this 1707-nucleotide messenger RNA. RefSeq names its product deoxyguanosine kinase (gene dguok). NCBI's taxonomy places the organism in Eukaryota, Metazoa, Chordata, Actinopteri, Pleuronectiformes, Pleuronectidae. The record is from RefSeq and is a predicted model, not a curated record. Gene Ontology annotation, cellular component: cytoplasm; mitochondrion. Gene Ontology annotation, molecular function: deoxynucleoside kinase activity. The coding region runs from base 223 to 1227 and encodes 334 amino acids. The transcript is spliced from 7 exons.